Molecule: messenger RNA, 988 nt
Organism: Oppiella nova
Lineage: Eukaryota; Metazoa; Arthropoda; Arachnida; Sarcoptiformes; Oppiidae
Source: the annotation of a GenBank genome assembly
CUGGAUUUGUAUUUCUCAGAAAACAAUCCAAACAAAUGUAUUAAUAGUUGCAAUAGUUUUGUAUUCAGUUGUCAUCCAAUCAAUGAAUCCAUCACUUGAUUGAGUGUCACUCGACUCAACCAAAGGUCAUAUUGAAUGUGGAGAUAGUAGUGACUGAAAUGGGGAGCAACUGGUUGUGGCCGUCGAGGGCGAUGCCGUACCGACCCGUCAACGACAACAUAGCGGACAACUCGAUAACGUUGGCCUUCCCUGUGGUGACCGUAGUGGUGGUAUUGCUGCCAUUGGUGGCACUCGUGGUGUGUAUCAUGUGGUCACUGGUGUACGACUUCGAGAUCUCCACAUCGACCCACUGUGGGGUCAAUAACUGGUUGCCGUCCAUAAGUGCGGCCAUCGGGUCGUUCGCCCCCCAGAAGUACAUCUGGCGACUGGCCAUUAGCUUGCAUUCACUGCCGCGAUAUGUCAUUGCAUUCAUGUAUUACAACAGAUAUGGCUCGAGGGCUGUGUUUGUCUUGAAUAUCCUAGAAAUCAGUUCCCUAUUGGGUCUCACGUAUGUCUCGUCCACCGAAAACUUCCCAUUUCACUCGAAUUGUUUCCAAUUGUUCCUGAUAUCAGCUUUCGUUGGAAUGGGUUUACAUUUAAUUAAAUAUAGAAAAAGCGUUUUUAAGAAAUACAUGGCCCUAACAAACGUCAUCUCCGGUGCGUUUGCCGUAUAUUUCUAUUUCAGACACAACUGGCACUGCGAGGCAGGCAUUUACACCUUGUUUGCCAUUUGCGAGUAUUUAGUCGUCUUAAGCAAUAUAUUGUUUCACUUUCAAGCCUUCUAUGACUUCUCGCAAACCAUUGUCUCCAUUACUGAUCGAAGAUAUCAUUCAAUCAAUUAUUCUGCUUAACACUCGACACAACUCUUGUUAUAGAUUUAAAUUUAUAUUAUUUGUUACAUUAGGAGAUCUCACAACUAAUUAUUAAAUUAAAAUUAUGUCAUUAAAAA